CUACUACUGAGCAUGCCCGGGUGCAUGGAGCAUGCUCACUGUUUGCAAAGCAGGGCUCUGCAACCAGGAACGCCUCUGGAGGGAGGCGCAGGAAGAAGAGAGACCAUGGAGGAGAGGGGCUGCCCCAAGCACUGCAGCCGGAGAAGCCCCCCUCUUCCUCCUGCUUCUCCUCCUCCUCCUCUCCUUCUUCUGAUGGGUCUUCUUCUGGGGCUCCUGGCCCUGCCACUUGCCCAGGGACGCAGCCUCCGCUUUGUGACCCUGCUGUAUCGUCAUGGAGAUCGCUCCCCAGUGAAGACAUAUCCCCGAGACCCUUAUCAGGAAAAUGCCUGGCCCCAGGGAUUUGGACAGCUGUCUCAGGAAGGGAUGCGGCAACAGUGGGACUUGGGCCAAGCCCUUCGAAGGCGUUACAAUGGAUUUCUCAAUGCCUCGUACAAUAGACAAGAGAUCUUCAUACGCAGCACGGAUUUUGAUCGGACCCUGAUGAGUGCUGAGGCUAAUCUGGCAGGACUGUACCCUCCAGAAGGGCAGCAGAUUUUUAGAUCUAAUGUUUCUUGGCAGCCCAUUCCUGUUCACACAGUACCCGAUUCUAUGGAGCGGCUCCUGAAGUUUCCUUUAUCUCACUGUCCUCGCUAUGAACAACUGCAAAAUGAAACCCGGCACACAGCAGAAUAUGUGAAUAAAACCACUGAAAACAUGCACUUCUUGGAAAUGGUGGCAAAUAUGACAGGAAUCCAGGAUGUUUCCCUUGAAUCUGUCUGGAGUGUAUAUGACACACUUUUCUGUGAGAGAACACACAAAAUGCAUCUGCCAGCUUGGGUUACUCCUAAUGUGAUGACUCAGCUGAAGCAGUUGAAGGACUUUAGCUUUGAUUUCCUUUUUGGGAUUCACAGGCGGGUGGAGAAAGCUCGUCUUCAGGGUGGAGUCCUUCUGGCUCAAAUAAGAAAAAACCUGACUCUAGCUAUGAAUGCCUCUGCACCCUCCCACUUGAAAAUGCUUAUGUACUCAGCACAUGACACCACUCUUGUGGCACUACAGAUGGCGCUAGAUGUUUACAAUGGGAAGCAAGCACCAUAUGCUUCAUGUCAUAUAUUUGAGCUAUACCAAGAAGAUGAUGGAAACUAUUCAGUGGAGAUGUUCUUUCGGAAUGAGAGUGGAAAAAAGCCUUACCCACUGCUGCUACCUGGAUGUGAACAGCGCUGCCCCCUGCCAAAAUUCCUGCAUCUCACAGACCCUGUUAUUCCACAGGACUGGAAACAGGAAUGUCAGAUAGCAAACACUAUGAAAGAUACUGAACUUAUCGUGGGUUUGGCUGUCUGUGGAUCUAUUCUUUUCCUGCUUAUUAUCCUGCUUCUGACAGUACUCUUCCGUGUGAAGUCACAACCUCCUGGCUACCGUCAUAUUUCCGAUGAAGGAGAGGAACAGCCUUGACAAUUGCUCCAGCCCCUUCUGGGGCAGCAAGAGGAAACAGCAUUUCCCCCAGGAACAAGAGGGGAUUCUUUCAGUGACUAAGGGGUGAAACAGACGGGCAGGAAGGAGCAGCCAGAACCUGCUCCUGUCCCGAUUGCCCCGGGGCCAUGGCAAACACAUGCCACGACCUGAGUGUGCCUCCUAGUGGAGUCGCAAAUGGACCAUGGAAAGGAGUGGGAAAGAUCCACUCUUUUUGAGCUGGUUUUGGGCCACCUUAGGCCAUCCUGGCAUAGCUUCCAGGGGUGUGCAUCACCUAAACACUACGCCAUCGGGGCAGCCAGAACUUGCCACCAUCUGCCCGUCUGUUUCAGGUACAAGUGUAAUUUUGGUUUGCCUUGAUUGCUAUUUUUAAGCCAAAAGGCCCAAUACCUAAUGGUGGAGCUCCUGUGUCCAUCAGUUGUAGUCCGCCUACCAGCUGCAUAAUGCAGCAAGAGUUUGGGUUGCUAUUUUGCAGUAUGUCAUAAGUUCAAUCAAGGACACAAUCUUACUUCCUUUGAGCCCAAUAUGCUGUUUAUAUUCUCCUCUACUGGUCCAGAAGGGGCAGGCUUUCCAUUUGAAUCAUUUUGUGCAAUCUACUACAGUGGGUUCUUUGUGUGCACGGGAUCCAUUCCAGACCCCCCAUCUACCCACAUAUGGAAAAAAAAUACGGGAUCGCAAGUCCCAUUGGUUUCAGUGGUCGCACACUCCUGUGCGCGGCAUUGUAACAUCUGAAACUUGCCUUCCACAUAAGGUUAAGACUGCGGAUGGCAAGCUCGCGGAUGGGGCAGGUGCACUGUAGUUAUAACUUGUACAGCUCUUCCUAAUUGUGGGAAAGGAGCCUGAUGCUAAACCAGUAAUAACUGGCUUCUCCAGCUGAGUCAAUAACUGGGAAUCAAACCACUACCUCUCUUGAAGUACAGCGUCUGGCUGCAGUCCUAAACACUCUAGAGAGUAAACCUCAAUGGACCAGGGAUUUCCUUCCAAGUAAACAUGCACUAGAUUGUGCUGUUAUCUGUUAGAACAUUUUAAAGAGAAAGAUAGGACUGGACCAAAUCAGCCCUUUCUGUGAUGGAUACUGCUUGUGAUGAGACUUCAAUACAAGUGCAAUAUAUCAGAGAGAUAGCUUCUUUCACCCACUACAUAAUCCAGUUUCUUAAUCAUCAUUGCAUUAACUGAUGCUGUCACUUGAUACAGGCACUACUUUUGGCACUACAGGAUCUUACGAUGGUGAGAAACCUGAAAAGCUCUGUAUCUUCACUAAAUACCCUCCAUAUGUUAUUCCCCCCCCCCCAAGACCCUGUAUAUGGAACUGUCACCAGGCUACAGAUGUAAUACAGAUCUGCCAAGAAGUUGGGCAGCUUAGCUUGGAAGCUAUCCCCAUUUGUAUUUUUCUUUGCUAAUCACCUAAACUGCAUGGCAUGGCUCCUGCAGGUCGGGAAGCAAGCCUGGACUCAAAGGAAGCCCAGAAGAGUAGCUGCCACAAAUGGGUCAACUACCUAUACACUGAUUUCCUACAGCCAAAGUAGCAAAUCAAGAGGGCUUUGGUACAUAUGGGAGAAAAUAGGUGUCUACAAUGUAUUCAUUGACUUGCUGAUUGAUCUUUCUAUAUCGAUCUAUUGAUCUUAGCCUUUUUGCAUUAAAAAUUAAGGUGGAACUGGA
Sceloporus undulatus (fence lizard) is the source of this 3105-nucleotide messenger RNA. It is a transcript of the gene ACP2, whose product is annotated as acid phosphatase 2, lysosomal. Bases 13 to 1428 code for a protein of 471 amino acids. The record is from RefSeq and is a predicted model, not a curated record. Gene Ontology annotation, biological process: dephosphorylation; lysosome organization. Lineage: Eukaryota; Metazoa; Chordata; Lepidosauria; Squamata; Phrynosomatidae. Gene Ontology annotation, cellular component: lysosome. Gene Ontology annotation, molecular function: acid phosphatase activity. The transcript has 11 exons.